Messenger RNA from Fimicolochytrium jonesii, 954 nucleotides. RefSeq lists its product as uncharacterized. The record is from RefSeq and is a predicted model, not a curated record. NCBI's taxonomy places the organism in Eukaryota, Fungi, Chytridiomycota, Chytridiomycetes, Spizellomycetales, Powellomycetaceae. Bases 1 to 954 code for a protein of 317 amino acids. The transcript has 2 exons.
AUGACAACAGUAGCAGCCCGGUGGCGGCCAACAGCGAUCCUCCUCCCCUUUGUCGUUCUCUUCUGCUUCCUGUGCCUCAUCCUCUUGCGUUACGACCUCCCUUCCACCGACUUCACCAAAAACAACUCGUCGCCAACGCUCAAUUUACCAUCACCUACAAAUUCACACCUCUGCGUGCUGGCACGCACCUACCCAAAACAAUAUACCUACCUUCCCGCUUUCCUCCUCAGCGUUGUGAAGGGAACUGACCACUCGGCGCCGCUGGAUACGACCGUCGUGGUGGUUGUGACGGAGGAAACCACGCGUGAGCAGAAGAAGGUGUUGAGGGACACAUUGAGGGUCACGGAGGAGGCGGCAAUGGUGGGCGGACACCCGAGGCCGAAGAUUGUGACGCUGGACGUGCGGAAGGAGGAGGCAGAGCGGGUUUAUCCUUUGCUGAAAGAUGGCUGGAGUGACUAUGGAUAUGCAUACACAGACGUGGCAAUCGAAAAACUGGCUGCAGCCCACUCCAGUCCCCAUACGACCUUCCCCAAAUGCGACUACAUCAUGUUCACCAACGCCGACAACCUCUAUUCCUCCCGCCUCGGCACACACAUCACGCCACACAUCACGUCACAAACCGACCUGAUAGGCUUCGACAUGAUCUCAGGACACGCAUGGCAUUCACGCAGUGCUGCAGACCCCGCGCAGGGCAUAUAUGACGACGCAACGAUGAAACAUCUUACUGUGGCGUUUAAGACGGCUGCGAUUGACCUGGGAGCUUCGAUUCAUCGGUUUGACCUCGUUGUCAAGCAUGGGUUCAGGUUCUUGAAGAUUGCGGGGGUUACGGAAGGCAUGGAAGGCGAGGAAGCCAAAGCGAAACUUUGGAAUGCGGAUGGGAAUUUCAUUGAGGCAUCGAAAGCCGUUGCGCAGAAGACGGCGAUCAUUAGGCAGACGCUGUUUGUGCAUCAAUAG